Messenger RNA from Lytechinus pictus (painted urchin), 7277 nucleotides. Its product is annotated as aquaporin-2-like. Gene Ontology annotation, cellular component: plasma membrane. Gene Ontology annotation, biological process: water transport; transmembrane transport. The transcript has 4 exons. Gene Ontology annotation, molecular function: water channel activity. Bases 1 to 531 code for a protein of 176 amino acids. NCBI's taxonomy places the organism in Eukaryota, Metazoa, Echinodermata, Echinoidea, Temnopleuroida, Toxopneustidae. The record is from RefSeq and is a predicted model, not a curated record.
AUGGGAGAAUUAUCCAUUCCUAAAGAGUUACAAGGCACACUUGGUGCAACCAGUUCUUCUUCAGAAAUAUCUUCCCAUCUUGCUUUCGGCAUCGAGCUCAUCCUCACUUUCAUCUAUGUCUUUGUUGUGCUAUCAUCAUGGGAACUGAGAUUGCCUGAGAGUGGCUAUUACUGGCCCUGCUGUCGAGCCCUUGUCAUCGGUAUCACAUAUAGUAUGAACACUAUGUGGGGGUAUGCAUUUACUCAAGCAAGCAUGAAUCCAGCCCGAUCAUUAGCUGCUGCUGUAAUAACGAGCUUGGAUACAACAUUAUGGCUUGUCUUAUUAGAGGUCUAUGUGGCUGGCCCAGUACUAGGCGCUGUUUUGUCGGCCCUAAUUUACAAGUACAUCUUUGCAACAAUGGCGAUCCGAGACCGUAGGAGGCGUAAGAACGAGAGGGCUUUGAAUGGCGACUCAUCGGAAGAGGAAAACAUGGUCGUACUUCAGAACAUUCAAUCCCCAGUAGGGAGGAUCAAGGAUACAAGAGAUCUUUAGUUCUCCCGGGAGGAUUCCAUAUUAUCUGUUCUCUGACUCAUGAGGAGAAUGCAUACUGCAUAUCUUCUACGUGACCUACAGGAAAUGACUCCGUGAUCCUGUAACAUGGUCGUACUUUAGAACAUUCAGUCCCCGGUAGGGAGGAUCAAGGAUACAAGAGAUCUUUAGUUCUCCCGGGAGGAUUCCAUAUUGUCUGUUCUCUGACUCAUGAGGAGAAUGUUUACUCCAUAUCUUCUAGGUGACCUACAGGAAAUGACACCAUGAUCCUGUACAAACUCCACAUAGACAUUGUAGAAUGUAAUGUACAUCAUCCCAACUUCUGUUAAUUUGGUAUUCCAUUCAAGAUCUUUGAGACAAUUGUCCUGGAUCUGCUAGACCAGGUUCAAGAUUGGAAAUGGAAAUAAAUAUCGUGCCAAAGGGUUUUAAAUGAAGCACAUGAAGUACCGUUUAUACAUGGAGUACUUCUUUAAGAUCUGCAUAUAUUCUACAGGAGAAGCUUUCCAUACGAUCAUAAUAUACCAAUGAAGUGAGUGAUUACAGGUCAUUCAAAUGAUGGAGAAAGGAAUGUCAUCCUUGCUGGUCAUCAUCAUGGAGAAAUAUAUUUCAGUUCAAGGAAUCCUGUACUACAUGUACAUGUACAUCCAUGUUUGGUGAAACAAUGUCAUAAACGAUGUACUAAACUAUGAGUUGUUGAGAUAACUAUAUUUCAUGGUACUAAUCUUGAUUAUGCCAAGAUCUAGAGUCAUUUGGAAGAAUAUAUAUUCUGAGUCUGAUACAAAAAUAGAUGGAAACACAAAUCACUGUACAUUUGGUAAAUAAUAUUUAUCAAAUUCAAAUAUUUUCCAUUUGAAAAUUUCUCAUGAUAAGCUAGAGACUGUCAUGUUUCUUUAAUCAUGCUAUAAAGGGGAUUGGACAUUGAUAUUGAUUUCAGAGUACAAGAAAUAGAUUGAUAUAAGACAUGGAAAUAAUUUGAAUAUAGUGUUUUGUAUUUUCCAUUUGAACAUUCCUUAUCCAUUAUAUUUAUGUUCCCUCAUUUAUUCAUCAUUAAUUAAUAAUGAGCUGAAGAUUUUUAUAUUUCUUAUACGUACUUUACCAAAUACACUGUUACCAUGUUAAGCAUGCUUAUGGAUAGGUACUAAUAAAUUCAAGAGUACAAGAGUAGAUUGAUUAAAAAAAAAAUGGAAUAAUGAUAAUAAUUUGAAUAGAAAUGAAUUGUCAUUUGAUUUUGCUGUCCAUGUGAAUGUACAAUAUUUCAUCAUUCCUGUGGUACUAAUACAUAAACAUGUAAAAUAAUUUUUCUUUUAUCUCAUGUUAUUUAGCUACCUGUUUACGAAUUGUUAAUUAGAUUUUAAUAUUUUUUUUACUGUUUUUAUACCGGUAGGUAUAUUAUUUUUUGUAAAUUACUGGAAUCUAAAUUGCCAUCAUUAUGCUGUAAUGAUUCUUGUGAAGUCAUUUUCAUAAUUAUUUCUUAAUCCGAUUUUAAGUAAAAAUUGGUGUACUUGAAUAUUAGAUAUACUUAAUAGUGUGGUUCAAUGGCACAUGUACAUGUAUUUAUGCCGUUUUAAUUUCGACAAAGGCAUCACCACAGCCCACAAUGCCUUUGUUACAAUGUAACCAUUGCUUGCGUGGUGUGAUAACAAAAGGAAAUAAAUAGAACUCAACACAAGAUGGCAGCACACAGGAAUAUGAAGUAGCUUGGUUAGGUCAGUUUUGUGAGAGAAAUCCAUUCUACAAAAAUGGAAUGGACCAUGCUACUAACUCAAUUCCAAUCUAUCCUUUAAAUUUUCACUUUGUGAUCUGAGCCAGAAUAUAAAUGGGAAAAGAAAAAUUUGAUAAAAUGACUUUAGGAACUUAAUAGCUUGACAAUGUCUGGUAGAUAUUAAAGUUGGAAGACUUUCUGAAAUCAUCCCUUGUGGAUGAAAUGUACAACUGCAACACUUCAGUAUCAGUACUAGUGUUGAGAUCUACUUAUAAUAUCUACUUAACAAAAUAAUAAUUUGAAUUGAAUGUAAAAAAAACACAAAACUACUUUUGAUAUCAGAGAUUUUUAAUGUUUUUUAUAUUUACUUUUAAGAUCUACUCUAAAUUUUACUAGUUUUCUAUAUCAGAAAAAAAAUACAACUGAAACUACUUUUAAUGUUGAGAGUUUUCAUUUUUUUUACCUUUAAUAUCUACUUUUAAUUCACUACUGUUAAUGUCAGAGAAAUUACAACUGAAACUACUUUUAGUAUAUGAGAAAGGAUGUAGACUGGUUAACACACGCUAAAAAGAUUGAAAAUACAUGUAUCUGCAUGCCUCUGCUUACCAUUGGUGGUUGCUGGAGGCAUUACAUUUUCUGGUUGUCCAUCUGUCUUUGCCGUUUUUUUUUCUUUCUCGGGAUAACUGAAGAAAUUAUUGACAAUAUCUGAUUAGAUUGGGGCCCCAAGAUCAAAGGUCACACAUGUCGUUAUUGGGAAGUUUAGAAGUUAUGCCUGUAACAUAUUUUGGGUCUCGCAAAUAUGGAAGCAUAAAAUUUCAAUGUGUGCCGUUGAGAAUCAAUCUAGUCUUUUCUUUUUAUUGGAUCAACGAUUACUUUGUCACUUGUCAAAAUUGUUUUUUGUUGAGAUAAUGUUGAAUAUUGACUACCAACAUUGAACUUGUACACAAAUGAUAUGUUUUUGCAAAAAAUGUUUAACUAAAAUUAUAUUUCAUUGGUUUUAGCAGGUAAUUUUCAUGACAUUUUCCCAGAUAGAUAUUAGUUUUAGACCUUAUUCUGUACAGUAGGUGAUUUCAUGAUAUGAAAAGAGAGUGGUGACUGAAUUAUGAUUUAAUCAGAAAAAAAUGAAUACUUUCAAAUUUGUAACCAUUAACACUUUUCUUCAUAGUGAAAGUUGCAUUUCUCAUCAAUAUGGUUUUUAAUAUUACAUGUAGAUAUUAAAAACCGACUGCUAUAAUGAAUUUCUAAUUGAUAAAUUCCCUCACCUGAAGAUAACAAAACAUUUAUACUUUUGUGUAUCAUGGGGCUGUUGGAUUGUUUUGGUAACCUAUUUGGCUGCAUGAAGAGAAUGGGAUGGAUAAUUCUCAAAUAAUGUGUGUGAACAUGACAUCAAGGAUUGUAAGGUAUUGUGUGUUCUGAUACCAAACUACCUAUUUCUUAAUCUCAUUUAAACAAGGUAAUUUUAAUAUGUGUGAUGAUAGUUGUGUGUUUGUAAAUUCAUAAACUAUGCAAGCUGUACUUGCCAGGGAAGGCAAAUGUAAAAUACUUGUCUCCUGAAACUUGCCUUCAUUUUAUCUGUCACAUUUGUACAAAUUCUCUUUGUAUAGGUCAUACAUGUUUUAGAUUCAUUACCCACUAGAUUGAGGGGGUGCUUGCCCCCUUUACAAGCCAGGUAUAUUUCUGAACACUGUAAAUAGAACAGGUACUUUGAAGUCCUCAAACCUAACUUAGCUCUGCAAAAGCCAGGUGUGAAUCUUUGGUGAUGAUGUUUCAUUUUCAAUUUUUGAAAGUGAUUGCUUAAUUCUUAUUGCUAUAGCUCUUAAUGAACUUAAAAUUAUGCAUGCAUUUUACCGUUAUGUUUCCUUCUCUUCACCCUGUAUUUCUCCCCUCUAUCUUUCUCACUAUCUCGCCUCUCUUUCUCUAACCCAUGCCUUCGCCAUUCUUCUUCAAGGAGAACAAAAUCCUGGGAACAAGUUUGCUUGUAUGAACAAAAGAAAUCAAUGAAAGUUUGAUAAAAAUUGAACAAAAAAUAAGAAAGUUAUGAUCAUUAGAAUGUUUACAUCCCUAAUGAUGUGGACAACCUCCCCUUUGCAAUAUGACCAAAUGUCAGACUCGUAAAACUUUCCAAUAACUUUGAAUUUAAUUGCAACUUUUAUCAAGUCUAUCCAUAUAUCUUUUUUUCUCAUGGGAAGACAUGUUAUAGGGGUUCUAUAAAAUACUAUGGAGAUACCAUAGACUUCUCAGUUCUGUGACAUCACAAUGAGAGGAUCUCCAUAGCAGUAGUGAUUUUUACAUUCAAAAUACAAAUAACUCUGUUAUUGUUUGCCCAAAUAUUAGCAAACUUUCAUUCAUCUUAUGGGCUAUUCCACGGUUACGUUACAUUUGGAGACACCUUGACUCAUACUUGGAGCUGUAACUCCAUUAUUAUUGAUAGGAACUAAACAUCUCUUUAUCACAACAUAGUACGCAGUCUGACUAUCCUUUGUAUAAAAACAAAACUUGGGAAAUUUCAUUAUGCUCCUGGCAAAUCUUUGAAAUGUGUCGGUUACUCAUGUUACAUGAUUUGGACAUGCAUAAAAUGAAAAGUGGACAUAAGUGAAAAGUGUCCUCAUGCAAGGCUUUUAUGAAAGUUGAUUAUAUCCAUUUCAAAGAAGUAUAUUAGGGAGACAAAUUUGUAUAUAAUUAAAAAAAUAAAGAACACAUGGUUUUUACAAGGGGUGCAGAUAAAGUGGUUACUCACGUUACGGUUCAGAUGGGCUAUAUGUACAAAGACACAUUGAGCUCAUGCUCACCAACCUAUGGAAUUGCCCUUAUUCUUUGAUUUUUCUUUUUUUCAUACCAGCUAACUAAAUCCAAGGGUUUCAUUAUCCUUUAAUGUAAAAAAGCUGUUUCGUGUGUAUCAAUAGUGUACAGAUGGAACCAUAUCAUGUGUUACUGUAAAUUCAUUUGGACCAUUCCAAGAGAGAUGUCAACACUGUAUAUAUGUGUAUAUUUCAUUCUUAAUAACAUUAUUGUAAUAUAAUACAUUGAGUCACCAAGCAUAUCGCUCUGUUUUUAGAUGCUUUAAUUUUAUCAUUAUCAUGUAGUUGGUACUUAAUAUAUGAACAAUAUCAUACAAAUAAUGAACAUGUGUUGUGGCGAUGGCAAAGGUAUUUACAAUAUGCGACAAACGCGAAUCGAAACCCUUGUGCUGAUUGCAUCUAGUUUGUGCACCUAAGUACGUGUAAGUGCAUGAAAAUCCUUCCCAGAGCCUUUUCAUUGAAAUAACUCGUAUUUCAGAUGGUGUUUUAUGUGCUAUAAGGGAAAGAUGCAUCCAAAAUGUACAGUGUUGCACUUAAAAGUGCAUGGCUGAAAGUACAUGUGGUUGUUUAGAAAGCUGGUUUUUGUCUUUAGGGUAAUCAAUCCACACUGAGACUGAAUGUCCACUAAAUCUUGUUUUCAAAUGAAAAUCUUUAGAACAAAAUAUCUACUUGAUUUUCUUAAAGCAUUGAAUUCUCAUAUUCUGCAUGUACAUACAGUUGUAGAAUAUGAAUAUGAACUCCUAAACUUUUGCCAUUAUUAUGGUACUAUGCAUUAUGGCUAUUGGUUCUUGAGUAACUUAACACAAGUCAAACAUUCAUAUUCAAAUCUGCCUGGGGAAGCUUUCUUGAAGAGAAAUUUUUUACUUACAUGACUGAAAGAAAGUAGAAAUGAUGCAUGUAUGAAGUUCCUGUGGAUACAACAUCAUACUCGACACUAUUAUGCAAAGUUGAACUAAAGGUUGAAUGUAAGAUAGUAUCAUGUCCGAUUACACAAACUAUGCAACUGUGUAUGACUCUUACUUUGAGUUGAAAUCUACUUUUAUUUACACAUAUUGUACCAAAUAUGUAUAUGAAAUGCAUUUACAGCAUGAUGUGAACUCAUCAUACUUCCCAAAUGUUUUACAGAUAUGUUUGACUGAUUAGUGAUGAUAAUAAUGUUGAGAUAUAUCACAGAGGGAGAAUCUACAAUGAAAUGGUAGAAAUUAUGAAAAUAUCAAGUAUGAUUAAUCCUGAAAUUGAUUUACGAUACAUGUACCAUAUGUUGUGAUUUCCAUUAUAUUCUACCUCUUACGUGUUGAUAUCAUUGUCAAUUUCAUUUAGAUAUUAUUUUUGGUUGUGUUCAGGGAUUAUUUUCUGUGUUGAAUUUUUGUCCUGUUCCCCUGUCAAAAUAUGUGUACACUAAUUGUAUUUUUAUAAAUAUCAAACAAUACUUUUACAAUAUGUAUCAAAGUGAAUUGUUUGAUCAAUUAUAUACUGUCUCUGUUUUCCUCGCUCUCUUUCUCUAUUUUUCCCUUUCCUUGUUUAUAGUUCGUAUCUCCCUAUUUUAAUCCCAUCUUCCCCAAGUGGUUGACUUUUAUACAAUUUUUUUUUAGAGAAAGUACUGAUAUCUGUGAUCAAGUCUUCUAAAAGUUAUUAAUAUCCUUAUGUAUUAAAUCAUUUUAUUAUGAUAAUAUAAUGUAACAAUGUAUUGUGGUGUAAAUUAUACAAUGAAAUGUUUUGCUCUUCAUAUUUCAAUAUGAUAUUAUAUGAUGAUAACGUGCAGAGUGAUAUCUGUUCAUUUAUUCCCCCCCCCUUCUACCCCUACUGUCUCUUUCUCUCUCUAAAACUUGGAAUAGCCCAUCUUUUACUUUCUGUCUGUAAUAUACAAUCAGGCUUAACACUAUCUUGUUGGGACUUUUUAAAUAUUUCCUAAUCCUAUUUGAUAUGUGUACAUUUCUUAUCCAAAACUCCGUUUGAUAAUUUCUCAUAUUCCUCAUUAUCAUCCUUGUCUAACCAGAUCACUUUAUUGCUCCUUCUUUCUUUCUUUUUCUGUUUCUCUCUCUCUCUCUCUUGCUCUCCUUUCCUAUCUCAUCCUUCCCAGUUCCCUUUCCUGUCUCUUUGUUUCUUACAUGAUAGGUGUAGCUGCAAUAGAUUGGCUGAUUGUAUUCAAGUAUUAUAGUAAUAAUGUUGGAAAUAAUUAACUUUGUCAUUUUUAUAUGGUGUAUUAUGUAACAUUGAAACAAAUGAAAAUACAGGAAUACAAUCCUUAA